AUCAAGAUGUUACAGGUACCGCUGCCCCUGGAUCGAGACGGGAUCCUUUUCCGGCUCCGUUUUACCACACUAGCCGUUGGGACUGUGUUUUGCCCGCUCUUUGGUUUCCUUUUCUGUGUGAUCUGGUCUCUGCUGUUCCAUUUCCAGGAGACGACAGCGACCCAUUGCGGGGUCCCUAACUACCUCCCCUCCAUCAGCGCCGCUAUCGGAGGCGAGGCCCCCCAGCGUUACUGCUCGCCCCCUCGCUACCUGCGCUUGUGCCACUUCAACCUGCUGCUCAACCUGCUCGAAAACUUCGCCCUCCUUAUUCUGACGUACGUGUCUUCAUCUGAAAACUAUGCAAUCCACAAAAAUGCCUUCGUCGUCUUUAUCACGUCGGCUCUGGGCCACAUGCUCCUGACAUGCAUCCUCUGGAGAAUGACUAAGAAACACACAGUAAGUCCCGAGGUACAGAAACUUUCCUUUCUUUUCUCCAUGCAGUGCUGG
Molecule: messenger RNA, 486 nt
Organism: Cariama cristata (Red-legged seriema)
Lineage: Eukaryota; Metazoa; Chordata; Aves; Cariamiformes; Cariamidae
Gene: PGAP2
Product: post-GPI attachment to proteins 2
Exons: 4
Biological process (GO): GPI anchor biosynthetic process
Cellular component (GO): endoplasmic reticulum membrane; Golgi membrane
Source: RefSeq, a predicted model, not a curated record